Nerophis lumbriciformis (worm pipefish) is the source of this 690-nucleotide messenger RNA. The record is from RefSeq and is a predicted model, not a curated record. NCBI's taxonomy places the organism in Eukaryota, Metazoa, Chordata, Actinopteri, Syngnathiformes, Syngnathidae.
AUGAUUCUGAAAAUCUUCUACCGGCUCACCACAGAUCCAAAAACCAUGAAAGGUUUUUGGCGAAUGGCUUACAACUUCAUGGCCAAGCGCUAUGCGACCGAUAAAUGGAAGUUCAUGAACUAUGGCUACGCGCCCACCGACGACCCACAGUUCGCCGAUCUAGCUGAACCAGAUCAACCCGAGCGCUACGGAGCUCAGAUGUAUCAAAAAGUCGUCGACAAUGGUGAUGAACUCGCCGAUCAAUCGAUCCUCGAAGUCGGCUGUGGUCGUGGCGGAGGGUGCGACUUUAUCCAUCGAGCCUUUAAACCCAAAGCAACAACUGGCUUGGAUCUAGCGGAGCAAGCAAUUGAGUUUUGUAAGAAAACCUAUAAGCGUGACGGUCUCGAUUAUGUAGCUGGCAGCGCUGAUGACCUGCCUUUUGAUGAAGCUAGUUUCGACGCAGUGGUUAAUGUCGAGUCGUCGCAUACCUACCCGAGUUUUGAAGACUUUAUUGCUGAAGUACACCGUGUAUUAAAACCCGGCGGAAAACUCUACUACGUCGAUUUUCGCAGAGCUGAAGCCAUCGAAAACAUGGAUAGCGUGAUCGCAUCGAAACUAACGAUUCUGAAAAAAGAAGAAAUCACACCAGCCGUAGUGAACGCGCUAAAACUCGAUCACGAAGCGAAAGAAGAACGCAUUAAGAGAAUAUAG